GGGGGUAGCCGCCCGCGCCCCGCACCGCGGACCCGGCAUGAACUGAGGAUGGCGAGCGCCUUCGGCCCACGGUGGCCCCGGCGAGCGGCUCCGGGUGGUGGCAGCGGCGGCGGCGGGGGGCUCCUCUUCGUGCUGCUGUGCGCCUCGGCGGGUCUGCCCCUCAGUGGGCAGCAAGUGCUGCGGAUCGGAGGGAUCUUUGAAACUGUGGAAAAUGAGCCUGUUAAUAUUGAAGAAUUGGCUUUCAAGUUUGCAGUCACCAACAUUAAUAGAAACAGAACACUGAUGCCUAAUACAACAUUAACCUAUGACAUCCAGAGAAUUAACCUUUUUGAUAGUUUUGAAGCCUCGAGAAGAGCAUGUGAUCAGCUUGCUCUUGGUGUAGCUGCUCUGUUUGGACCAUCCCACAGCUCCUCGGUCAGCGCUGUGCAGUCCAUUUGCAAUGCACUUGAAGUCCCACAUAUUCAGACCCGAUGGAAACACCCUACGGUUGAUCACAAGGAUGCAUUUUAUAUCAACCUCUACCCAGACUAUGCAGCCAUCAGCAGAGCAGUUUUGGAUCUUGUACUAUACUACAACUGGAAAAUAGUGACAGUAGUCUAUGAAGACAGCACAGGUCUAAUUCGUCUGCAAGAGCUCAUCAAAGCCCCUUCUAGAUACAACAUUAAAAUCAAAAUCCGCCAAUUGCCGUCUGGGAAUAAAGAUGCCCGGCCUUUACUCAAGGAGAUGAAGAAAGGCAAGGAGUUCUACGUAAUAUUUGAUUGCUCACAUGAAACUGCAGCAGAAAUCCUUAAGCAGAUUCUCUCCAUGGGAAUGAUGACUGAAUACUAUCACUACUUUUUUACAACACUGGAUCUGUUUGCAUUGGAUCUGGAACCUUACAGAUACAGCGGAGUCAAUAUGACAGGCUUUCGCCUACUCAACAUCGAGAAUCCUCAGGUCUCAUCAGUCGUUGAGAAAUGGUCAAUGGAGCGUCUGCAGGCACCACCAAAACCAGAGACUGGCCUCCUUGAUGGCAUGAUGACAACUGAGGCAGCUCUGAUGUACGACGCAGUUUACAUGGUAGCAGUGGCCUCCCAGCGUGCCUCUCAAAUGACUGUCAGCUCCCUGCAGUGUCAUAGACACAAGCCAUGGCGUUUUGGACCCAGAUUUAUGAAUCUGAUAAAAGAGGCACGAUGGGAUGGCUUGACAGGGCGCAUAACCUUCAACAAAACCGAUGGCUUACGGAAGGAUUUUGACUUGGACAUCAUUAGUCUCAAGGAAGAAGGAACAGAAAAGGCUGCUGGCGAGGUUUCUAAUCAUUUAUAUAAAGUGUGGAAGAAGAUCGGUGUGUGGAACUCCUACAGUGGCCUUAACAUGACGGACAGCAACAAGGACAGAUCAACCAACAUCACAGACUCAUUGGCUAACCGGACAUUGAUUGUCACGACCAUUUUGGAAGAUCCCUAUGUUAUGUACAAGAAGUCUGACAAGCCUUUGUAUGGAAAUGACAGAUUCGAGGGUUACUGUCUGGAUUUGCUAAAGGAGCUGUCAAAUAUUUUGGGCUUCAUCUAUGAGGUCAAACUAGUUUCUGAUGGUAAAUAUGGAGCCCAGAAUGACAAAGGAGAGUGGAAUGGGAUGGUCAAAGAACUCAUAGAUCAUAAAGCUGAUCUGGCAGUUGCUCCUCUCACUAUUACUUAUGUAAGAGAGAAGGUAAUUGAUUUUUCCAAGCCCUUCAUGACGCUGGGAAUCAGUAUCUUGUACCGGAAGCCCAAUGGCACAAACCCUGGUGUUUUCUCUUUUUUAAACCCUCUUUCUCCUGAUAUUUGGAUGUAUGUUCUCCUAGCCUGCCUCGGAGUCAGUUGUGUCCUCUUUGUCAUUGCAAGGUUUACACCCUAUGAAUGGUAUAACCCCCACCCGUGCAACCCAGACUCAGAUGUGGUGGAAAACAAUUUUACUUUACUAAAUAGUUUCUGGUUUGGAGUUGGAGCUCUCAUGCAGCAAGGAUCAGAACUGAUGCCCAAAGCUCUUUCCACCAGAAUAGUUGGAGGAAUAUGGUGGUUUUUCACCUUAAUCAUAAUCUCAUCUUAUACUGCCAACCUGGCUGCAUUCCUGACGGUAGAAAGGAUGGAAUCCCCCAUCGAUUCAGCUGACGAUUUGGCAAAGCAAACCAAAAUAGAGUAUGGGGCUGUUAGAGACGGAUCCACAAUGACCUUCUUCAAGAAAUCCAAAAUAUCGACAUAUGAGAAGAUGUGGGCAUUCAUGAGCAGCAGGCAGCAGACAGCGCUGGUGAAGAACAAUGAUGAAGGAAUCCAGCGUGUGCUCACGACGGACUAUGCGCUGCUGAUGGAGUCCACCAGCAUUGAGUAUGUGACUCAGAGAAACUGCAACCUCACUCAGAUCGGGGGACUCAUCGAUUCGAAAGGCUAUGGUGUGGGAACCCCUAUUGGGUCACCUUAUAGGGACAAGAUCACCAUUGCCAUCCUCCAGCUCCAGGAGGAGGGGAAGCUUCACAUGAUGAAGGAAAAGUGGUGGCGAGGCAACGGCUGCCCUGAAGAGGACAGCAAAGAAGCCAGUGCUCUCGGGGUAGAGAAUAUUGGGGGCAUCUUCAUAGUGCUUGCUGCUGGGCUUGUUCUUUCAGUGUUCGUAGCCAUUGGUGAAUUUAUUUAUAAAUCAAGGAAAAACAGUGAUAUUGAGCAGUGUCUUUCUUUCAAUGCUAUAAUGGAGGAGCUUGGCAUUUCACUCAAGCAUCAGAAGAAGUUAAAGAAAAGGUCAAGAACUAAGGCAAAGUCUUCAUUCACAAGUAUCCUUACUUGCCACCAGAGAAGGACACUGAGGAAAGAAACCAUAGCAUGAGCAGGAGAGGCUCCUGGAAAGAAAUAUCAGGAAGAAAAACAACAAAAACUUUGCUGCCUACAAGUUGAUUGUGGUGGGAUUUCUGAAAUACAGACAUUUACCUUGUUCUUCAGAAAUUCUCUGUGGUUUCUUUUUUUAAUCUAGAGGUACAACAGUUUAAAUGCUCACAUAGACUGAUGUACUGCUACUAAUCAUCUGGGAAGUGUCUCAUUACUUCUUUUGAGAUGGAUUUGUAUGCUCACCUGGUUUGCAUCUCUCUUCCCCUCCCCGUGCAUUGCUGUAUGUGCUUUCUAAAUAAAUAAAUAAACAAGAGACAGGGAUCUUUUUUCCAA
This is a messenger RNA of Tympanuchus pallidicinctus (lesser prairie-chicken), 3164 nucleotides long. RefSeq names its product glutamate ionotropic receptor kainate type subunit 1 (gene GRIK1). The record is from RefSeq and is a predicted model, not a curated record. Gene Ontology annotation, cellular component: postsynaptic membrane; kainate selective glutamate receptor complex; presynaptic membrane. The transcript has 17 exons. Bases 49 to 2832 code for a protein of 927 amino acids. Gene Ontology annotation, biological process: modulation of chemical synaptic transmission; monoatomic ion transport; synaptic transmission, glutamatergic. Gene Ontology annotation, molecular function: transmitter-gated monoatomic ion channel activity involved in regulation of postsynaptic membrane potential; kainate selective glutamate receptor activity. NCBI's taxonomy places the organism in Eukaryota, Metazoa, Chordata, Aves, Galliformes, Phasianidae.